AAAUAAUUCAACAUCAUUGCAAUCACUGUUUGUUUGUCGCUUUUUUUUUUUUUUUAGUCUUGCAGUGAGCUCAUAGCUAACUGUUGUUGCCCAGCACUCUUCCAAUCGGCCGGUCUAUAUAUAUUCCAAUUCAUGUCAGUACAGCUUUGUUUUGGAAAUCACCAGAGGGGAAAGAAAAAAGGAGUGGGAGAAAGAGAAGAAGGGGAAAGAAUAUAAUGGAUAAGAACGAGGAGACGAAAAUGGAAGGAGGGUUGCUAAAGAAGCCUCUUCUGGAAAAAGCUGCUGCUGAAAGCUACACCGGCGCCGGAGGAACAUCGUCGCCGGCGGCGGCGCCCGCCGUUAUCUUCAGCACCCUCGUCGCCGUUUGUGGCUCCUUCACUUAUGGCGUUGCUUUAUCAUAUUCGUCACCAACCCAAGAUGGAAUUACCAAAGAUUUGGGGCUUUCUGUUGCCGAUUACUCAAUGUUUGGGUCAAUUAUGACGGUUGGCGGGAUGAUUGGGGCUCUAUUUUGUGGGAGAAUGACGGCAGUUCUUGGUUGCAAAUACUUGCUGAUAAAUUUCGGGUGUUCAGUUGUUUUCUUGGUGGGAAAUUUUGUUUCCUGGCGCACAUUAGCCCUAAUUGGUCUUGUCCCGGGGAUCCUACAACUUGUGGGGCUAUUUUUCAUUCCUGAGUCUCCAAGAUGGUUGGCAAAAGUUGGAAGAGCUAAAGAGUUUGAAGCUUCAUUGCAAUGGUUGAGAGGCAAGAACGUUGAUAUCUCUGAAGAAAAAGAAGAGAUUAAAAGUAAUGUGGAUUCUAUGAAAAAGGAUUCAAAUGCCAAAGUCACAGACCUUUUCCAGAAGAAAUAUGCAUACUCCCUCAUUGUUGGACUCGGUCUAAUGCUUUUACAACCACUUGGAGGAAAUUCAGGAAUUUCAUCUUAUGCUAGUGCCAUAGUUGAGAGAGCUGGAUUUCCUACUAGCACCGGUACCAUCAUUAUCUCAACAGUACAGGUACCAUCAGCAGCGGCAGGCCUGUUGUUGAUGGAUUUUGCAGGAAGAAGACCACUGCUCAUGGUUUCUGCUGGUGGAAUGUGUUUCUGCAGCUUUCUUGUGGGAUUAUCAUUUGUAUUGCAGGUAUACACAGCAGCUUUCUCAAUUGGGGCGGCAGGCAUUCCAUGGACCAUGAUGUCCGAGAUAUUUCCGAUGAGCGUGAAGGCUGUAGCUGGAACUCUCGUCACAUUAGUAAAUUGGUCAUCUUCUUGGCUCGUCACUUACACUUUCAACUUCAUGCUACAAUGUAGCGCCGCAGGGACAUUUUUCAUUUUCGCCUUAGUUUGUGGGGGAAUUGUUGUGUUCACCUGGAAACUGGUACCAGAGACCAAAGGAAGAACCCUUGAAGAGAUACAUGCAUCAAUGGAAACAGGUUGCUUGCACUAGAAGAUACAGACCUGGGUCAUAGCAUGUGCUGGGACAAGUGCCUCCAAAAUUUGAGGGACCUCGAAGUGAUGGGCUUGAUAAUGAUCAUGUUUGUGCUAGGGUGUUUUUUAUAAUAUAGUUUUGAUGAUAGUUAAAUUGAUAUAUUUUAAAUAAUAAAAUUAUAAAAUUACUGGAUAGGUCAUCUUAAAAUUACUAAUUAUCGUCCUAUUUUUAAUGUGUAAUUUACGUAUUUGUCCAAAAUGAGUCUCAAAUGAGACACCCUAUUAAACA
This is a messenger RNA of Linum tenue, 1685 nucleotides long. Lineage: Eukaryota; Viridiplantae; Streptophyta; Magnoliopsida; Malpighiales; Linaceae. The record is from the annotation of a GenBank genome assembly.